AUGGCGGCCCAGGGAGCAGCUACAGCGGUUGCGGCGGCGACUUCAGGGGUCGCGGGGGAGGGCGAGCCCGGGACCGGGGAGAAUGCGGCGGUUGAAGGGGCCGCCCCAUCCCCGGGUCGCAUCUCCCCGCCGAACCCGGCGCGCGGCGAGCCGGAAGUCACCGUGGAGAUCGGAGAGACUUACCUGUGCCGGCGUCCGGAUAGCACCUGGCAUUCUGCUGAAGUGAUCCAGUCUCGAGUGAAUGAUCAGGAGGGCCGAGAGGAAUUCUAUGUACACUAUGUGGGCUUUAAUCGGCGACUAGACGAGUGGGUAGACAAGAACCGGCUGGCGCUGACCAAGACAGUGAAGGAUGCCGUGCAGAAGAACUCAGAGAAGUACUUGAGCGAGCUGGCUGAGCAACCUGAGCGCAAGAUCACUCGAAACCAAAAGCGCAAGCAUGAUGAGAUCAACCAUGUGCAGAAGACCUACGCAGAGAUGGACCCCACAACAGCAGCCUUGGAGAAGGAACAUGAGGCGAUCACCAAGGUGAAGUAUGUGGACAAGAUCCACAUCGGGAACUACGAGAUCGAUGCCUGGUACUUUUCACCGUUCCCUGAAGACUAUGGGAAACAGCCCAAGCUCUGGCUCUGCGAGUACUGUCUCAAGUACAUGAAAUAUGAGAAGAGCUACCGCUUCCACCUGGGCCAGUGUCAGUGGCGGCAGCCCCCGGGAAAGGAGAUCUACCGCAAGAGCAACAUCUCUGUGUACGAGGUGGAUGGCAAAGACCACAAGAUUUACUGUCAGAACCUGUGUCUGCUGGCCAAGCUUUUCCUGGACCACAAGACAUUGUACUUCGACGUGGAGCCCUUCGUUUUUUACAUCUUGACCGAGGUGGACAGGCAGGGGGCCCACAUCGUCGGCUACUUCUCUAAGGAGAAGGAGUCGCCCGAUGGAAACAAUGUGGCCUGCAUCCUGACCCUGCCGCCCUACCAGCGCCGUGGCUACGGGAAGUUCCUCAUUGCUUUCAGUUAUGAGCUAUCCAAGCUAGAGAGCACAGUAGGCUCCCCUGAGAAGCCACUGUCUGACCUGGGCAAGCUCAGCUACCGCAGCUACUGGUCUUGGGUCCUGCUGGAGAUUCUUCGAGACUUCCGUGGCACGCUGUCCAUCAAGGACCUUAGACCCCACAAGGGAACUCUCCCAGCAUCUGCUCCAAUCCCUUUCUGCAGCCAGAUGACCAGCAUCACCCAGAAUGACAUCAUCAGCACCCUACAGUCCCUCAACAUGGUCAAGUACUGGAAAGGCCAGCAUGUCAUCUGUGUCACACCCAAGCUGGUAGAGGAACAUCUCAAAAGUGCUCAGUAUAAGAAACCACCCAUAACAGUGGACUCUGUCUGCCUUAAGUGGGCACCCCCAAAGCACAAGCAAGUCAAACUCUCCAAGAAGUGAGUGACCUGCGCCCCUGCUGCCGGACCCAUGCCUCCUUGCCCCCCAACCUGUAAAUAUGUACAGCCUC
Messenger RNA from Molossus molossus (Pallas's mastiff bat), 1492 nucleotides. RefSeq names its product lysine acetyltransferase 8 (gene KAT8). The coding region runs from base 1 to 1425 and encodes 474 amino acids. The transcript is spliced from 11 exons. Gene Ontology annotation, biological process: regulation of DNA-templated transcription. Gene Ontology annotation, molecular function: histone acetyltransferase activity. NCBI's taxonomy places the organism in Eukaryota, Metazoa, Chordata, Mammalia, Chiroptera, Molossidae. The record is from RefSeq and is a predicted model, not a curated record.